This is a messenger RNA of Penicillium arizonense, 90 nucleotides long. RefSeq lists its product as uncharacterized. Bases 1 to 90 code for a protein of 29 amino acids. The transcript is spliced from 2 exons. Lineage: Eukaryota; Fungi; Ascomycota; Eurotiomycetes; Eurotiales; Aspergillaceae. The record is from RefSeq and is a predicted model, not a curated record.
AUGUUCCAAAUCUAUAUGCAUACAUACAGACGUCUCCUGCAGCGGUAUCUGUACUUUAUUCGGGUGUUACCAUUCUACUCGGACAGCUAG